GAAGCGAAACCACGUCCGUUGAGCUCGUGAAGUUGUGAAAUUGUUGUGACAUAAGUUACGUUAGUGGCGUUACAAUCGGAUCCUGUUGGCACGCGCUUGGAUUGCAUAAUUAUUGUGUCAAGUGCAAGUGAUAAAGUGAAAAUUCCGACCAAUUGGGAUAAAGUUACCAAUAUUAGUGACCAUUAUAACCUGAAAAGUAUCCAGUUAAACAAGAUGUAUAAAGACUCGGUAGUUCCUGUGAAAAUGGAGACGUUCAGUGGAGUUGCGGCUAAAUGCUCAAUCGGCCAGUGCAUCAAAACGGUGCUACGGCGAGCAUGCAUAGAGAAGAGGCUGACAAUCGGCCUUCUUCCUGCUAUUCAAUAUUUGUCGAAGCAUAGCGACGGAGCCCUCUUCUGCCUGACAGCGGAAGCGCCCCCUGGUGAUAGUGCAACGCACAUGCAAGAAGUCCUGUUGCAGGCUUAUUGCACUGAAAACGACAUCUAUGUCAUUAAGGUUGAUUCACAAGAAAAAAUGAAGAGCCUCCUGGGUCGUUGCACUUCUUCAGACUACAGUUGCAUCCUGGUGCACUUUCCGUACACAGACCCGUUUACAGACAGCCAGGAGAUCGAUCUGUCCAUCUUAACUGAAGCGGAGAGAGACUUGGUCGAACACUGCGAAGAGAACUGGGGAUAUUCUCAGAUGCCAGUCAUCAAAUUGCCCGAGAAGUGAAUAAAAAAAUCAAAGAAACAUAUUGAGAACAAAAAAAAAUAUACACCAUUGAUUGGUCCCAAAAUGGACGCCGCUGGUCGGCCAUUUUUUUCGGCUUCGGCGGUAUAACGCCAUCUAGUGUUCAAUAAGGGAACUAUGUUCGUCACCCAUUUUGUACGGGCUUAUUGAAUUUGUAUUAGAAAAUGAUUUCGGUGAAUUGUGGAGAAUAAUGGUAGCUAGGAUAAUUUUAUUUUAGUGAUUUUACAAAAUGUAUUAACAAAUUUCAUAAUUGAAUAAUAUUAAAAUAUUGUAAUGUAGAAAUAAUAGUGUUGUACUUAUAAUUACCAUUUUACGGUAUUGGAACUAUGUAAUUUGAUAAAAUUGAAUAUUCCAUUUUGACAUUUCAUCAGCCAAAAAAAAUUAUGUAAAUACGUCGUUACGACUUGUCUGUUCCUUGCGAAAUUUGCUCAUUGUCGCCAUUUUGGCUUUUUGUACGUAUGUACUUGUUAUUGACUUCGAAAUUCGUGGUAGAAAUACAUUGUGAAUGAAAACUAAUGGAUUUUAAGAUUUUAUACUUUUGUAAGGUUUAAUUUUGUUAAAGUUUAUAAAAAGUGUAUAAUAAAUUAAC
This is a messenger RNA of Achroia grisella, 1315 nucleotides long. RefSeq names its product growth arrest and DNA damage-inducible protein GADD45 alpha (gene Gadd45). NCBI's taxonomy places the organism in Eukaryota, Metazoa, Arthropoda, Insecta, Lepidoptera, Pyralidae. Bases 214 to 708 code for a protein of 164 amino acids. Gene Ontology annotation, cellular component: nucleus; cytoplasm. The record is from RefSeq and is a predicted model, not a curated record. The transcript has 3 exons. Gene Ontology annotation, biological process: regulation of cell cycle.